CCCGAAACUAUUCAUGAUAUUAUUUUAACGAUCAAAAAUGGUUCUAUCAUUUAAUACUUUCUCACUCAUUCUUCUACAAAUAGAGGCUAAAUAACUCAAAAAGAAAACACACUCAUCUCCUAAAUUCCUUACAUAAUAUUUUCUUAAGAUAAGCAAAAAAAUCAUGGCAGAAGCGUCUAGUUUGGUGGGGAAACUUGAGACAGAAGUGGAGAUCAAAGCUUCGGCCAAAAAGUUCCAUCACAUGUUUACCGAGAGACCACACCAUGUCUCCAAAGCAACUCCAGAUAAAAUUCAUGGAUGUGAGCUGCACGAAGGCGACUGGGGCAAAGUCGGCUCUAUCGUCAUCUGGAAAUACGUUCAUGAUGGAAAGUUAACAGUGGGGAAGAAUAAGAUCGAGGCGGUGGAUCCGGAGAAGAACCUGAUCACGUUCAAGGUUUUAGAAGGUGAUCUGAUGAAUGAGUACAAGAGCUUCGCAUUUACACUCCAAGUGACCCCUAAGCAAGGGGAGUCAGGGAGUAUUGCGCACUGGCACCUGGAGUAUGAGAAAAUUAGCGAGGAGGUAGCUCAUCCCGAAACCCUUCUCCAAUUCUGUGUCGAGAUCUCCAAAGAGAUCGACGAACAUCUCUUGGCCGAGGAAUAGAAAAAUACUCCUCGUCUGUGUGUGGGUCUUUGAAACUUAAGCAAGUCUUUGAAACUGCAAUAAAUAAUGAACGGGUCCGUCUUUAUGUAAGAGAAAAGAGAUAUAUAUAUAUGUGUUGGUGUGUGUAAUGCGUGUAUGCCUACUACUACGGUUGAGUUAUGUUGGAAUAGUAAAAGCAUAUAAUCUAUUUUGGUUCAAGUGUUUGACUCGUAGUGAACUUGAGAAAAACUCUUUGUUCAAAGGCUAUACAAACUAUAAAAACUAGCGAUCCAAAGUUUUAUUUUUCUAUUUUUGGUUCAAAUACUAUUUUGUGCUGACAUUUUUCCGACAACCAUAUCUCGAUCUUAUAUUGUAUUUUCAUCUAUUACCGCUUUUUAUUAUUAUUAAUUUG
Molecule: messenger RNA, 1031 nt
Organism: Arabidopsis thaliana (thale cress)
Lineage: Eukaryota; Viridiplantae; Streptophyta; Magnoliopsida; Brassicales; Brassicaceae
Gene: MLP43
Product: MLP-like protein 43
Exons: 2
Coding region: 164-640 (158 amino acids)
Biological process (GO): defense response
Source: RefSeq, marked reviewed